AAUAAUAAUAAUAAUAAUAAUAAUAAUAAUAAUAAUAAUAAUAAUAAUAAUAAUAAUAAUAAUAAUAAUAAUAAUAAUAAUAAUAAUAAUAAUAAUAAUAAUAAUAAUAAUAAUAAUAAUAAUAAUAAUAAUAAUAAUAAUAAUAAUAAUAAUAAUAAUAAUAAUAAUAAUAAUAAUAAUAAUAAUAAUAAUAAUAAUAAUAAUAAUAAUAAUAAUAAUAAUAAUAAUAAUAAUAAUAAUAAUAAUAAUAAUAAUAAU
Messenger RNA from Microplitis demolitor, 258 nucleotides. RefSeq names its product GATA zinc finger domain-containing protein 15-like. Lineage: Eukaryota; Metazoa; Arthropoda; Insecta; Hymenoptera; Braconidae. The transcript has a single exon. The record is from RefSeq and is a predicted model, not a curated record. The annotation marks the transcript as partial.